CGCAGCGUCGUCAGCAUCGCUAGAUACGCGUUCCGUAUAUUAUUGUAGUCGUCGUUGUCGUCGUCGUCGUCGUCGUUGUUGUUGCUGCUGUUGUGCGUUACGUUAAGCAACAACAACAUCAGCACACACACACCCUAACAAUUGUCGGUUGUCGUCAUCGGUAACUGCCGUCGCAUUCGCAUUCGUCGUCGUCGCUGUCGUUUUAUUUGAGAAUUGAGAAACCAAAACGGUUUUUUGGGCCGUCGCCUUUUUGGAUACGAGAUAACCGAGAAAACUCUGCGAAAACUCCCUACCUAUGGCGUUAAUACAUUUACCUGUUCGCGUGUGUUCCCAACUGUGACAACAACAACAACCAACAUCACCAACCAACAACAAGCCACAUCCAGCAGCUGCAACCACAAUCUCAACCACAUCGUAGGCUCAGCUUAAGUCUCCCCCGACAAAAGAGUGCGUGCAAGAAAGUAAAGUAAAGCAACAAAAAAAAGCUAACAAGAAAAUAAGAAAUAUAUCUCGCUAUAUACCGCAACAAGAUACAAAAGUAUCUCAAGCUAACUAAACUGUAUCUGUACAAAAAGUGCCUUAAAGCCGUAGUCGCAAACGCAAUCGCAUUCACAUUCGACGGAGUCGCAGCGUCGGAUCCAAAUUUUUGGGAGAACAGAAAACGUAGCAACAACACAACAACUUUUUGCUCAAAUGCACAAAAAUCAUUUGCGCGAUUUUUGAGUUACCGACUUUUUUGAGUUUUUGUUCCGAUUAAUUUCUCAAUUGUGUUUUGGGUGGUUGCCGGUCUAUAAGCCAAAUAUAUGGUAAUGGCAGAGAUUGGUGGCCAUUUGGCUCACCAGCUACCAUUGCACAAUCAUAAUCACAAUCACAAUCAAACUGGAUUACAGCCAUCGCUGGUGAUGAAUCAUCACCUGGAUUUGGAUUGUCACGGCCAUGAUGUGAUAAAAAAACAACGUUUAUCACAUUGCGUGGGCUGUGGUGGGCAAAUACACGAUCAGUAUAUAUUGCGAGUCGCACCCGAUCUGGAAUGGCAUGCGGCGUGCUUAAAGUGCCAGGAAUGCAGGCAAUUUCUGGACGAAAGCUGUACGUGUUUUGUGCGCGAUGGCAAAACCUAUUGCAAGCGUGAUUAUGUUAGGUUAUUUGGUACAAAAUGUGAUAAAUGCGGUAACUCCUUUAGCAAAAAUGAUUUUGUGAUGCGAGCCAAAACGAAAAUCUUUCACAUCGAGUGUUUUCGUUGUUCAGCGUGUGCCCGACAAUUGCUGCCAGGUGAUGAGUUCGCGUUACGCGACGCGGGCGCAUUGUAUUGCAAGGAGGAUCACGAUGUGCUGGAGAAAUCAUCGCAGAGUAGUCUAACAUCAUCAUCGGUGGAGAGCAACAACAACAUUAGCAGUAGUAACAACAAUAAUACAAAUCUUAGCAAUAAUAACCAUUCCAGCGAAUUGGGUUCAAUGUCAGAUUCUGGCAGUGAAUCGGGCUCACAUAAAAGUAUUAGGGAAAAGCGUCCCUCGGGUCCAUCGGAUGGCAAACCGACGCGAGUGCGCACCGUGCUCAAUGAAAAGCAGCUGCAUACGCUGAGAACCUGCUACAAUGCUAAUCCGCGACCUGAUGCGCUCAUGAAGGAGCAGCUGGUUGAGAUGACAGGACUUUCGCCGCGUGUCAUCCGCGUGUGGUUCCAGAACAAGCGCUGCAAGGACAAAAAGAAGACCAUUCAAAUGAAACUGCAAAUGCAACAGGAGAAGGAGGGUCGCAAGCUCGGCUAUGGCGCCAUGCAGGGCAUCCCCAUGAUUGCCAGCUCGCCGGUGCGACAUGAUUCGCCUCUCAAUCUGCAGGGUUUGGACGUGCAGACAUAUCAACCGCCAUGGAAAGCCUUAAGCGAUUUUGCCCUGCACGCCGAUCUCGAUAGCAAUGGGGCCAUCAAUACGCAUACGCCCGCAUUUCAGCAACUGGUCAAUCAGAUGCAUGGCUAUGAUUUGAAUGGAAUGCCGGUGCUGCCGCCGCAUCCGCCGCAGGGACCACACCCACCACCGCCGGGUCAGCAAAUGAAUGGGCCGCCCGGGGGCAGCAGCAUGGACUCGGGCAUAACGUCGCACCAUCAUCCGGAUAGCACAGACUCGUACGUGACCUACCUGGAGAGCGAUGACAAAUCCAAGCUGGCGCUGACGCCAUCGUCCUCGUCAUCGGCAUCGGCAGCCACAUCGAUCUCAUCGCCGCCAUCAUCAACAGCUGCUGCCGGUGGUGGUCUUGGCGGUGGUCUAGUGGGCGUGGGCAUGGGCGUUGGAGUGGGCGUGGGCGUGGGUGUUGGACUAGGUGUGGGAGGUAAUGGUGGCGGUGUUGGUGGUGGUGGUGGCAAUCAGUCGGCAACGGAGCAACUCAUGCAAAUGCUGCAAAAAGUAACCGGCUCGACAGCCUCAGUGCUCUGAGCGCAAGCGAAACUUUGUCAGCUGACAGCAACAGCAGCAGCGACAGCAACAGCGAUACAGCUGCAGUUACAGUUACAGUUACAGAUAGAGAUACAAAUGCAGAUGCGGAUGCAGAUACAUUUGUAGUUGCAGCUGCUGUAAAACAGCUUGCGGGCUUUUGUGCAAUGUUGGCGCAAUUUUACUCGUCUCGUUACGUUUUUUUUUUUCUUUAUAAUGUUGUUGAUUCGGUGCCAAAAAUAGUCUGUAGGCCAUUGGCUGGCUUUAAACUGGGUUCUCAUCCUCCUCCUUCUCCUUCUGCCCCUCCCUCUCCACCCGCCCUACACACAGCCCCACGGCGCCCUGCUCGGCAGCAGAAACGGAGACAGUUGCAAGUUUCAUUUUUUUGCUGUUUCUUUGUUAUGUAAUAUACACGAUUUUUGUUGAUCAUUUUUCGAAUUAAAUUAAUUACACAAAACCAGAAGUAAAAACAAAAAAAUAUACAAAAUGCUCAUACACUUGAAAAGUUUUAACAAUAAUUUCGCAUUAAAAAAAAAAACAAAACAAAACAACAAAAAAGCUCGUCAAGUAGGGAAUUUCAUUAAACACACAAAAAUUGUACAUAACUUUUAUAUAUAGAAACAAAAACAAAUCAUAUACAUAUAUUUUCAUUAAAAAUGCAAACAAAAAACCUAAAUGAAAGCAACAAAAAAAAGAAACACACAAAAUUCAUAAGCAUACAUAAUAAAUGGAAAUGAAAAAACGAGAAAAUUGACUAU
Drosophila albomicans is the source of this 3178-nucleotide messenger RNA. It is a transcript of the gene tup, whose product is annotated as insulin gene enhancer protein isl-1. The record is from RefSeq and is a predicted model, not a curated record. Gene Ontology annotation, molecular function: cis-regulatory region sequence-specific DNA binding; DNA-binding transcription factor activity, RNA polymerase II-specific. The coding region runs from base 804 to 2423 and encodes 539 amino acids. Gene Ontology annotation, biological process: axonogenesis; positive regulation of transcription by RNA polymerase II; neuron fate specification. NCBI's taxonomy places the organism in Eukaryota, Metazoa, Arthropoda, Insecta, Diptera, Drosophilidae. Gene Ontology annotation, cellular component: nucleus. The transcript has 9 exons.